GAGCAUAAAACGGCUAAAUGUCAAUGAAAUAGGGCUUGAGCAUUCAGUGGGGAACAUUUUUUCAUGCCUCUGCCGUUUGGUUGUCGUUGCCGUGAUAACAAAUUUUCAUUCAACUAUUUUAAGUUAACAUUCCGUAGUAACUGGUGAAAAUUAGUGCCACUAACAGAAUAAGUACUCGAUGUUUGUGUUUCCCUUGUAAAUCCUUAGCUUUCUAGUGUUUUAGCGGCGGAAAUUUACUUUGAAAAUGUCAACAAAAGCCAGCGAAGAGGAGUCCCACCAUGACGAAAGUGACAUUACGGAUGAGUUUAUCGAUGAUGACGGUGACCGGUACUUUCCCGGGAAAACGGUCACGUUGCAGAUGUUAUUAGGAGCUAAUGUUCUUCAACCGGGAAAAGCUGCUAUGAGCAUAGAGUAUUUGGGGCAAAAGUUUAUUGGAGACUUAUUACCGGAUGGAAAAAUAAAAUCACACGAAACCGAAACAAUCUUCUGUUCGCCCAGUGCUUGGGCUAUCUACUGUAAACGUAUCAUAAAUCCGGACAAAAAAUCUGGUUGUGGAUGGGCAUCGGUGAAGUAUAAAGGUCGGAAAUUGGAUGCCUACAAGGCGGCAUACCAUCGGAAACAGUUGCUCAAGGAGAAAGAUCACAAAGAUGAAACGAUCACGAAUGAAGACAUUGUAGAGGAAAUUGAGGAAGACAAAACAGCAAUGGAGCCACCGCCUGUGCGAAGAAAUGUGAUGCAGCAUAAUACGGUUAGCAAUCGCAACAUUUUGCAUGAUGCAAAUACAUUGAUUGAAUCGAUUCCAUUUACGUCAAUUGGUAAAAUGCAACCAUUUUUGGUGACGGUUACUACCUCUACCAUCCUGUUGAUGGAUUUCCACUGUCAUCUGACAAACAACGAAGUUUGCGGAUAUCUUGGUGGAACAUGGGACAUCAAUGCACACAAUCUUUCAAUCACGCAUGCAUUUCCGUGCCGAAAUUCGCGCUUCGAUCGAGAUAAGGCAGCGAUGUGCGAGCUGCAGAUACAAAAACUUAUGGUCAAGAAAAGUCUCCACUUAGUAGGUUGGUAUCAUUCGCAUCCGCGCUUUCCGGUACAGCCUACGCUAAGAGAUUGUGAUGCCCAGCUGGAAUAUCAAAUUAAAAUGCGAGGUCCCACUGAAGCGUCUUACACUCCAUGCGUUGGAUUUAUUUGCUCCCCUUACAACGAUGAUGACAUGUCGACAGAAUCCAGCAUUAUGUCCUUUUGGGUACUGCCUCCACCAGAGAAUCGUCCGGCCGAGUAUGGUCGCCCCAUGCUGAUGUCCUACUCGUUGGUCCCCGAUGAAACUCUUUCCGAAGAAAUCAAGGAGGAAAUGAUGCUCACCGUCGAUUACUACAAGCAAUUCAAACGGGAACUGAUCAACUUCCAAUCGGUUUAUAAAAAUGAUAUUACCUAUAUUGAAAAACUGAAAAAAACUUUGCAAUCUAAGUUUCCUCUGGACUCAACCAAUGGACAUUUUUGGAACUGGAUCCGUGAACUGUUGGGAUUGGACCACGAAGAAAUAGUGAUCAUACCGGAACCUCCUCCUCCUCCUCCUUCGUCGGCACCAAUCAGCAUCCCUAAACUACCGGAACCACUAUCGGCACAGACUGUUGUGAAUUUAACACAGACCGAAGACGGCGGUAUUUCUUCGGAGGGAAAACAUGAGGACGAUUUUGAAAGGAUUUCAGAAAUGGGUGAUUCUGAUGUCAUUUCACUAAAGGAUGAUGAUGUAAAAAUACCCUCACUUGCCGUUCCUAGCCUACAAGCUCAAUUAAAACGCCCAUCCGGUUUGAACAUGACACCUUCGCCCCUUUCCAGCUCACUCGUUGUGCUGCCACCGAAUCUCAACCAGAAUAGCAGUAAUAAUAAUAAUAACAGUACUUCAGGCAAUGCCAACAGCAUUAACAAUCACGGUGGAUCGAUAACUACGAACACGUCUCCUAGAGACAGCCCCAUCACGAUUCCGUCGAACUCAGCAAGUCCCGCAAAAUUCGAGAUUCCAGUUCGUGCAAGUCCUUCUCCUGCCAAAUCCGAUACGUCGUCCUGUCGUAGCCGUACAAGAAAUUCACCAGCUCCCAGUCCAGGUAAAUUAUCGAUUGGUGAUAUUCUUGGGACGGGCAAUCGAAACAGUCCUACCUUGAGCUCGUUGAUUGGCAACAUGGGUGGCAACGUUUCCAACAUUCAUGAUCUUUAUGCCGCGACGUUCGCUUCAUUAGGCAGUUCCAUUCCGCCGAAUCUUCUAUCGCAGGAUUAUGCCUCUCUGUUCCAGAAUACCAAACGGGACGAAUAUGGAUUAUCGGCUCUUAAUGCCCUCGCACAAGUGGCGGCUGCUUCCGGAAUCUCCAACUCGCAGAUAAACGAAACUCUUCUGCAUAGUCUCAACAGAAGUAUGACUUCGAAGUCCGGUCAAACGUCAACCGUAACCACUGGGUCGGCUACAAUGACCUCCACCACAGCCCCAUCGUCUGCGGCAGUAGCUACCAAUUCUUCCGGAUUGCCUGCCAUUCCCAACAUGAAAGAAUUCAUGCAACAGCUUGAAAAGGGCAAUCUAAGCUUAUUGAUGCAGUCCCAGUAUGCCAACCCGUUGGCAGGAAUGUCUGGACUAACUGGACAACCGUCCACCGGUCCAGGCUCGUUAGUUGCAGGAGGAACGGGCGGUUCCGGUGGAAAAUCCAGUCGUUCCUCAAGCAAGUCUCGAACGAAAUCUCAACAACAACAGCAGCAACAUCAGCAAUCAGUUCAACAGCAACUCCAACAAGCUCAACAAAAUCUGCUGCAGCAACAGCAACAACAACAGCAUCAUUCCCUAAUGGACUACGCGGAUUUCAUGAGUAAAUCGGAUCAGAACAAACUGGCAGACUUAAUGAAAUCACCCGAAUACUCACAAAUGUUGCUCCAGCAGGCUCAAGCUCUGGGCAGUCUAGGGAGCGAAAUAUCGAUCAUAAAAAAACCUUCCUCCAAAGGAAGCUCGAGUGGGGCCACCAACAACAGCAACACCAACAACAGCAACAGCAACGUCGGUAGCAGCAAUAAGAAGGAUUCUGCCAGUGAUUUAAUUUCCAAAUUAAGAACAAUUUUCUCCACCGAUUCAUAUUUACCGCCUAUGCCAACGGCUGCGGAUAUUAAUUUGCUGGCCGAUCAGUCCCAGAAAGUUCCGGAGAUUCAACAGAUUUUAAAUUCGGGUAACUUGGACGACAUACAGGUAUUAUUGAAAGCGCAAUCAUUGUCCAACAACACGUUGGAUUUUGCCACGUUCCUUCAAGGAACUUCUGGCGUUGGUUCUAACAUUGGUGCAGGCGAAGGAAGCAGUAAAGCUAGCCGGAAUGCUGCUGCUAAAGAGGAAAGAGGUCGUGAGAAGGAAAGAGAACGGGAAAGGGAACGGGAACGGGAACGCGAACGUGAGCGAGAAAGAGAAAGAGAUAAUGCAAAUGCAGCGGCAGCCGCUGCAGCCGCCAUGAAUCCCUAUCUUUCCGCCAGCAAUCUGUCGGCACUUUUCGAACCUGUUCAGAGAUCAUCCUCCAAUAAAUCUAACAAAGCCGAUAAAAACAAAAACACAGCCGAUCGUAGUACAACAAAUGCAUCGUCGAAUCCAGCCGAAAUGUUGAAUAGCUUGUUCACCUCAGCCGUUGGUGGAACCAGUGCGGCUGACAUGAACGCGCUGCUCUAUGGACAAGGGAAAAUGGCUUCCGAUUUGAGUAUGCUUUUUGGAGGUGUGAGUUCAGCUUCAACAUCAUCGGCAAAUUCCAGCACAACGUCAACCGCAGCUGCGGCGGCAGCAGCAAAACAAAGUUUGGACUAUCUUUCAAUGUUUCCGAAUUUUUCAUCGGUCAAAUUGCCGGAAAUGUCCGCUCUUUUCCAGUCUGAUAAAUUUGAAAUUCCGGAUCCACUAGCUAAAGCUACACUCGAAGCAAACAAUAUGUAUCUGGCGCCUUCGGCUUCACUACUGAAACUCCAGCAGGACGCAUUCAACUCAAUGAUGAUGAAACCGCCGAAAUCGUCCUCUUCAUCUACGUCAUCAUCGAGCAAAAUUGAAACUCCGCCCCCGAUCGCAGCUUCGCCCGGUGCACGAUCCACACCAACCAAGUCCGCUAGCCGCGACAGUCCCUCUCUGGGACCAAAAUACAACUUUAGCGCAGUAGAUCUUGCCGUAUCCAGUGUUCCUCUGGCUGCUUCCUCGCCACUGGGUGCAGCGGACUUGUCCCGGAAAGCACCCCAAACACCACCGGUUGAUAUGUCAGCUUUACAAGCGAAUCAGCACACUCCGCCGACACCGUCCGCAACGUCACAAAUUUUGCCUCCGUACAAGAAGCGCAUGGAAUUCUCUUCGAUUGCCGAUCUGGUCGCGGCUCCACCCAGUAAAAUGCCGAAAAUGUCAUCCGACAGUUUGGACCCCUAGACGACUCGAUUCGACGGUUAAAUAUCGAAAGGAUAUUUUUUAACAGAAUAAAUUGUCAGAAUUAAAUUAUUUUUUUUAUCGUUUGAACCUUUGUGAAACGGCUCGCUAAAUGUAGCAAUGGUAAGAAGAAACACUGAAACCACCAUCAUCAGUUAGCAUUUUUAUAUUCCAUUUUCACGGAAAUUUAACAAAACAAAAAAUGGAAGGUGGAUCCACAAUUUUCGUAGCUGAUAAAUAGUACUAAUCAGCAGCAAAACAAAUGCAAUUCAGUUUAACUUUAACCAUUCAUUAUCUAUCCAUAGCGACUACAAUAAAAGUAUUAGAAAUAAACAGA
Messenger RNA from Malaya genurostris, 4748 nucleotides. Its product is annotated as MPN domain-containing protein CG4751. Gene Ontology annotation, cellular component: BRCA1-A complex; BRISC complex. Bases 245 to 4414 code for a protein of 1389 amino acids. Gene Ontology annotation, molecular function: metallopeptidase activity; polyubiquitin modification-dependent protein binding. The record is from RefSeq and is a predicted model, not a curated record. Gene Ontology annotation, biological process: double-strand break repair. The transcript is spliced from 7 exons. NCBI's taxonomy places the organism in Eukaryota, Metazoa, Arthropoda, Insecta, Diptera, Culicidae.